Molecule: messenger RNA, 8549 nt
Organism: Neoarius graeffei (lesser salmon catfish)
Lineage: Eukaryota; Metazoa; Chordata; Actinopteri; Siluriformes; Ariidae
Gene: cdk19
Product: cyclin dependent kinase 19
Exons: 13
Coding region: 142-1581 (479 amino acids)
Biological process (GO): protein phosphorylation
Cellular component (GO): nucleus; cytosol; mediator complex
Molecular function (GO): cyclin-dependent protein serine/threonine kinase activity; ATP binding; RNA polymerase II CTD heptapeptide repeat kinase activity
Source: RefSeq, a predicted model, not a curated record
UUGAGCGGAGCGGACCAAAAAUCCCAAACAAGGAAAUGGUGGGGGGAAAAAUAACAACCAUCCGAUUAUUUAAUUAAUGCGUGUCACAAUUAAUAUUUGAUUGGAUCGUCAAUUAAGGGAAUAUUUAUGGGUUAAACAAAAAUGGAUUACGACUUCAAAACCAAGCUGGCGGCCGAAAGGGAGAGAGUGGAAGAUCUGUUCGAAUAUGAAGGUUGCAAAGUGGGUCGCGGCACCUACGGGCAUGUUUAUAAAGCCAAGCGCAAAGAUGGGAAGGACGAGAAAGAGUACGCUCUCAAACAGAUCGAAGGCACCGGCAUCUCCAUGUCUGCUUGCCGAGAGAUCGCGUUGCUAAGGGAGCUGAAGCACCCAAAUGUCAUCGCACUCCAGAAAGUGUUUCUGUCACACAGCGAUCGGAAAGUGUGGCUCCUUUUCGACUACGCAGAGCACGAUCUGUGGCACAUUAUAAAGUUCCACCGUGCGUCCAAGGCCAAUAAGAAGCCAAUGCAGCUGCCGAGAGGAAUGGUGAAGUCUCUGCUCUACCAGAUCCUGGACGGCAUCCACUACCUCCACGCUAACUGGGUCCUACACCGAGACUUGAAACCUGCCAAUAUCCUGGUGAUGGGGGAGGGUCCCGAACGAGGGCGGGUCAAAAUCGCGGACAUGGGUUUUGCACGACUUUUCAAUUCUCCUCUGAAGCCUUUGGCGGAUCUGGAUCCAGUCGUGGUUACGUUCUGGUACCGAGCACCUGAACUGCUCCUGGGAGCUCGACACUACACCAAAGCAAUCGAUAUCUGGGCGAUCGGCUGCAUCUUCGCGGAGCUGCUGACGUCCGAGCCGAUAUUCCACUGCCGUCAGGAGGACAUCAAAACCAGCAACCCGUUCCACCACGACCAGCUGGACCGCAUCUUCAGCGUCAUGGGCUUCCCUGCAGACAAAGACUGGGAAGACAUCCGGAAGAUGCCGGAAUAUCCGACCCUGCAGAAAGACUUCAGAAGAACAACGUAUGCCAACAGCAGCCUCAUCAAAUACAUGGAGAAGCAUAAAGUAAAACCGGACAGCAAAGUCUUUUUGUUGCUCCAGAAACUUCUUACCAUGGACCCCACCAAAAGGAUCACAUCUGAACAGGCACUGCAAGACCCCUAUUUCCUGGAAGACCCCUUACCUACAUCAGAUGUGUUUGCAGGUUGCCAAAUCCCAUACCCCAAACGCGAGUUCCUCAAUGAAGAUGAGCCUGAGGAGAAGACAGAGAAGAACCAGACGCAGCAACACCAGCAGACGCAGGCGCAGACGCAAACGCAGGCGCAGCAGGCUCCGUCUCAGCAGAGCUCGGCUCAGACCAACGGAACAUCCGGGGGGACCACGGGACCCUCCAUGCAGCACACAGGGCAGGACCAGGGGCCCCCCAACAAGAAGAGCCGCACCACCGGGGCCAACGUGCUCCAGACAGACUACCAGCACUCCAGCUCACGCCUUGGUUACCAAAGCAACGUCCAGGGCACCACCCAGUCUCAAAGCACUAUGGGAUACUCGUCCACAUCUCAGCAAAGCUCCCAGUACUCUCAUCAGUCUCACCGCUACUGAGGUGUGGAAACGUUGGCGGCUCGCACUAAUUCAUGAAUGCGAACGCAGGUCUCGCUGCCAUUCCUUAUAAACUUGUGGAGAUUUCCUUUCCCUGCCUUCCUACGUGUACCUCUCCCUUCUUCUUCUUCUUCUUCUUCUUCUCACUUCCUUUAUACGUCUACGCUUUCAGCAUGAGAUGUGUAUGCUGUUCUUACUGUUCUUACUAGUGUUGCCAAUACCAGCAGAUAAGAUGUCAUUUCUGAAGCAGCAUCUUCCAUGCUCAACUUCACAUCCCAGGAGCCUUGGAGCUCAGAUGAACCCUGUGAUGAGAAGCAACACCAGCGUCCUUCCCCUCGGUUAAAACCAGUACUCAGAAAUAUAUUUCAAAUAUUUUACAUUUAUUUAUUUAUUUAUUUGGCACAGGCUUUUAUCCAAAGUGAAGCAGUUGAGGGUGAAGGACCUUUCUCAAGGGCCUGUCGGUGGCAGAUUGGAAGUCCUGGGAUUCAAACUAACAACCAUAUGAGCAUUACUUCAGAAGUCCAGUUCUCAGAGUUCAUGAAAACCUUCAGUGUUCACACAAAAAAAACCUCAAUUCUUUAAACAAUUACUUCAGUGUCAGUACAUAACUCCAAGGCAAACAAAACCAAUCCGAAAGAAACCUGUAGUGUCAUUACGGGUCCAGUGCUGUGAAUCUAUUUGGACCCAACUGUCAAUCCAUGAUGUUUUUAUGCAAAUCAAGUCCCUAAAAUCCAUCAAACCCCAUAGUGUCCGUUUAGAGUCAGUCAUAUGAACCAUGAGAACUCCCUCAAGAACCAGGACCAGUCCCCAGAUUCCUUGGUUUCUCCCAGAAUAAGCCCCCAGACCCCUUAUUUUCCAUCCAUAGCCAAUCCUCAGAAGUCUUGGUGUCAUCAAGGGUACACCCUUCAGUUUCCCUCAAGAGAUCAGUCCCGAACCCCUGGGAGGUUCUGUUACGAAUCACUCCCCAAGGCUUUUGCUUUCCACCCAGAACUAGCCCUCAGAACCCUUAAUGUCAUUAUGAAUCUAUCCUUGGGUUUCCAUCCAGAACCUCUUCCCAAGCCCCUGGGCUUCCAACCAGAACCAUCCCCCAGAUCCCUCAGUUUCCUUCCAGAACCAGUCCUCAGACCCAUUGGUUUGCAUCAAGAACCAGUCUUCAGAACCCUGAGCAUCAUUAUAGGUCCACCCUUUGGCUUUCAUCUAGAAGCAUUUUCCAGACCUCUGUGGUUUCCAUCUAGAACCAGUCAACAAAGCCUUCAGUGUCCUUACAAAACCCUCACAAAUAGAAUCAUUCUCAAAAUCCUUGGCGCCAAUGUGCUGCACCAUGUAGUCCUAGAGCCUGAAGUAUUCACACAACACCAAUGAUCCAAACCCUGCAGUUUCCAUUUAGAAACACUACUGUCCAAAUUGGAAUACUUCACACCUUUCUUUUUUAUGUUUCCGUCUAGAACAAGUCCUCAGAAUACUUGGUUUCUAACCAGAACCAUCCCCUAGAUCCCUCAGUUUCCUUCCAGGACCAGUACCAGUCCCCAGGUCCCUCAGUUUCCAUCUAGAGCCAUCCUCAGAACACUUGGUUUCCAACCAGAACCAUCCACCAGAUCCCUCAGUUUCCUUCCAGAACCAGUCCUCAGACCCAUUGGUUUGCAUCAAGAACCAGUCUUCAGAACCCUGAGCAUCAUUAUGGGUCCACCGUUUGGCUUUCAUCAAGAACCAUACCCCAGACCCUGUGGUUUCCAUCUAGAACCAGUCACCAAAAUCUUCAGUGUCCUUUAGUUUCCAUCUACAGGCAGUCAUCAAAACUUUCAGUAUUCCUACUAAAUCAGUCCUCAAAACUGUCAUUGUUCCUGCCAAUUCUCAGAACCUUCUGUAUCUAUACCUGUCAAGUCUGCAAAACCUUCUUAAUAGAGACUAAGUCCUGUAAACCUUCAGUAUCCAAUCCACCAACCCGCAAAGCCUGCUACAGUUCCAGUCCUCCAAACUUUUGUUUCUUUGCCUGUAACCUGCCCUCUGGAACAAUUUGAGGUCCUAAAUUGAACCUGCCAUUAAGACCCAUAGUGUCCAUACAGAACCAACCAACCAGGACCUAGAAUCCAUGUGGAAGCAUCUGAGUCUGCUUUGGUCCAAUGACCGGCUAUACACCUGCAAUAUGGCGGCUAAUACAAACCAAAUAUCCUUUCCCUCCUCUAUCUCUCGGUUUGUAACACUUUCUAUUUUUCCCUUCCUGUCCACCCUGUGCAUACAUAAUACCGUGUACACAAUAUAGACCCUGAAGAACAAAGAACUUUGAAGAUAGAAGACUGAUAGCUGUCCCUUAUCGGGGCAAUGAUUCGUCUUCACGCAUGUGCAGAGCGCCUUUACGACUUUUCAGCUACAGACCUAGAGGCUUUGACCUUCUAGUUUUUGUCCUUUUGUAAAUAUUUAAUUCUGAUAUCUGAACACCGCUGAGGAAACCCUUUACUUUUACGAGUCUUUUGUCGAUACUCAUUUCGUUCACGACGAUGAACGGCAAAUAUCAAUGACAGCUGGGUUUGUCAGGAAUAAUGAAGCAAAGCGAAAGGAAAGCAAAGUUCCUUUUUAUUGUUUGACAAACACAUUUGAAAUUUGUUUUUGGCCAUGAGAUAUGAUGACAUGCAUCAACCCUGUAUGUAUGAAAGAAACUGCAUACGUACAUGUCUGUGUUUUUGUUACAAUGUCUGAGGCAGCUCCAGUGACUGUUACCUCCUGUUUGAUAUUUUUGGAUAUAAUUUUGGAUUUUUGCUGUUUUUAUUGUUGGUUUUGAAGUUUGCUUAGAUUUGUUUGUUCCUCACCACUCUGUGUGUAGACUUGCAUUUGACGCAGCACUGUACAAAAACAAACAACAACAACAAAAAAAAAGACUCCGGGUCAUUCAAGCUGGGAGAAAAGGGAGCUAAAAUUGUCCCUUUAACGCUAUUCCAGGCUCUGUUUCCCCUGUUCGCCAAAUCCUGACCUCAGCCAGAGUAAGACUAAGCGUGGUCUUGAGUCGAGAAGAAACAGGCCAGACCUGAUAAGUGCACUGAAAAUGUUGGAAACACUGACAUCUACUGGGGGUUGAAAGAACUGCAUGACUCUCAGAGCCGUCAACUACAUGGCACUUCUGCACUCCAUACGAACAGACAUCAGGAAUGGCUGUGAAGUAGACUUGGGAGACACUGGCGCAUGUAGCUGACCUGAGACCUGCAAAAGCCUGAAUGAUGCGCAUCAGAUGAGUAAACUGCACUGACCUGAGAGAACAUGUUCAUUUCGACGAACGUGAGUUUAGAACCACAAUAUUUAAAAGAGAGCUUCACUCAAAUAUGCUAAUAAUGUUAGUGGGCACACAGUAUCGCUAAAGCCAAUUAUAUAUUCUUAGAGAAAAAAAUGAGUUUUUCUUCAAAAAACAAACCCUUUUUGAAAGCGUUUUCCACAUAGUUGUUAAAAGUUCCCCUAGAGAAACAACCAAAAAAAGCAAACAAAAUCUUAGACUUGGUGGCGGGGAAUGAACCACGACUAAACACAGCUGUAAACACACUUUGAGAAGAGAAAGGUUCUUCAGGGCUUGUUCCAAAAAAUUGGAACCCUUUCUGAUAAUAAUGGGUUCCUGCACUGGGACAACUGAAGAACCCAUGAGGGUUCAAAACCUCUAAGAAUGUUGGAAAGACAUUCAUAUUUAAAAAAAAAAAAGGUUCUAACUGGAACCCAUUCUGAUCAGGAUAUAGUCAAAGAAUGGAUUUUUUAACGUUCCUCCAUAUCCCCUUUCCACCAGCAGGGGAUCCGAACCAGGUGCUCUAUCUGGGCUGGUGCUAGUGCUGGUUCGAUGUUAACCUUCUAAGAGCUGGUUUGCUUUUCCACAGCCACCAUAGAACCACGUCUUUACAUCACCGUGUACGUCUCCGCACCACUGUAGCACUGCUAGUGCCAAACACAACAACAGUGCCGGACUACAUUUUUUUUUCUUCUUUAUCUUUGGAUUAGUCAGACUAGAUGCUUGACCAGCUGUUUUUUUUUUUUUAAACGGCAGCCAGAAAGUUUUAGCUGGUCUUGUUAGUCACAAUAAUCCUGUCACAGCUCCUGAUGUAAGCGGCUCUUGGUUCUAGACCAGCAAAUUCUUGCAAAGUGCCAUUCUGGAACCAGUUUUCCUGGCUGAGAGCUGAUUCUCUGGCCAUCGAAACGCAAAGAACUGGUUUGAGCUCAGGCUCCGGCUCGGAACCGGUACUCUGUGGAAAAGGGGCACCAAAGGGACAACCGAAGAACCUUUCAAAAGUUUUCUAAGAGUGUAAACGUCAAUCAAAUGACAAAGAUUCACAGUUAAAUACAGUUAUAAGGACACUUUUAAUAAACAAAUGGUUCCUUCAAGGGUUCUAAUUCUGCAGAAAGACAACCAAAGAACCCAUAAGAGUUCAAACUCGAAAUGACUCUUAAAUUUAAACUACUUUUCAGAUUUUUCGAGUGUAGGUCAUAAAAAGAAUUUUCCCCGACACCCAGUUAUUUUUGUUUAGUGGACCGAAAGCUACUGAAUUCGAAUCACAGACUUCCAAUUUUAUUAAAUUUUUUUUUAAACAGAGCGAUUUAAUGAAUUUAAGGCCAUGUGGCCCUAAAUUCUCCGCUAUUUUUUCACCACAAGAUACUACGUCAUUUGCGUCACGUGGUGGGCGUUCCCUGUUCGCGCAAGGCAUUAUGGGAUACAAAUUUGAAACCGGAGAGAAAAAUGGAGGACGUGAGUGUGCGAAUGAAGCGUGAAAGACCGACUACAGUAACGGAAAGAAAGCGAGAAGAAAAGACGUUAUGUUAUAUACGAAGGAAAGGAAACGCAGGACCAAACUAAUAAAUAUCGGCGCUCAGCGAGCACCUCGGUGUGAUCAGCUGUUCGUUUAGCGACAGAAUGAUGGAACGCUCAGUGCACGCUCAAAGUGAACCUGCGCAUGCGCACACACACGGACUUCCUCUGUCUGCUUGACUGCGCGAUUUCAUGCACAUUAUUUGCUCAGGAAUCCCUUCAAAUUAAAUAACUUCCCAGCCACAGAACAGCCUGAUAUUGUGAGAUAUUACAGAAAUAAACCUGUAUCACAAUGAUCACAUUUCAGACGGAACUAAAUUUCACCGAUUUUAUGAAAUCGAAAGGCCGUCUCGCUUUAAUUGUUUGGGAUGUAAACUUUUUUUUCUGAGAGUGUUUACUCAACAGAAGGAUACUGCGAGUGUCGAACCGGCAUCCUCACCUCAACCAGUGGAUAAUUAACAAACACGAUAUUGACAACAGCGGAACAGUCGUGUGAUAUUUGAGCCGAACAGAGACAGACGGUGUGUCCGGUAUUAUACGUUAGCAUAUUUUGAGUGAAAUGUUUAUUUUACUUUCCUGUCAAAAGCAAUUAUAGGUUUUAAAAAAAAAAAAACGCACUGCUCCGCCCCCUCAGCUCUCAUGAUGCAUUCGUGUGUGUGUGGCUCCGCCCCACAAAAUGUUACAAUAGGGACGUUUCGUGUUUUUUAGCUUUAGCGGGGAAAACUUAAGUAAUGAAUUACGAGUGAAAAACCCAGGAUGUGUAAAUGUGCAAAGACGGAAAGCUUCGUAGCUGGGAUAUGAGGACUUCACUCAGGAAACGUGGAAUCUGACUAUAAACGUGCGAUUCAUGAAAUAAUUACGUACAAUUACUUUUGACAGGAAAAUAACCUCAAAUACCACAUGCUCAAGAUGUCUCCCUUUUUUUUUUUUUUUGUCUCUGAUGGUUUUUCACUUCAGUUCACGCCCAGAAAAAAAAAAACAAAACAACCAGCAGUCCAGCCAAACCCCCGACCCUCUUCUCUUCUCUUCUCAACAGCGCGUUUUUAUCUUCUCUUCCUGCUGAGAUAUCAAAGCAUGGUGUGUAGAGCGGAAGUUUAAGCCGAAGUCUUUCUGUAAAAUUAAAGCGAGGUGAUCGGUGUCGUGUGGUCCUGUCGCCGUGUCUUCUCCGUGUGGGACACUAAACCUUCACACUUUUUCCUAUGCAAGCGAAACGAAAACGAAACGAAACUAAUAAACCCUACCUGAAAAGCUUCCGCUUGUGCAGGAGCCUCAAAUUCAAACCACAGCAGUGAAUAUCACGAUAUUUCUUACUAUCAAUCUUUUUUUUUUUUUUAAACAAAAUGAGAUUUGUAAUCGAAAAAUUCUGACAUGAAGUAAUCGAGGUGUUUUUUUUUUUUUUUGUACUGUAUGCUGUAUUGUUAUAACAUAUUAAGAUCGAUUGUAAGAGUGGCAUGUAUAUGAAUUAAUUCUACACAACCGUAUUUAUUAUUGUCACAUAUAUAAAAUAUAUCAAUGUUUAGAUACGUCUCAGGCCUGAAUCUGAGGUCAGAAGAGUCUGUUUUACUAAAACGAGAUCAAUGUUUUCAGGUCCUUUGUAUAGGUCUUUUUAUUUUCCUCUCUAAUGUAGUCUGAAGGUAUAUCUGCUCGCCAUAAGCCUUUAUAAUACAGAGUUGUACAUAGGCACUGACUUAGUAGGCGUGGUGAUUGAUUAUUUAUGCACUGAACUCCAUUUCCCAGAAGGCACCAGUCCUCCUCGUAGGUUGGAGUUUACAAAGCUGAAGGAGCUGCGUGACGUUUGUACUUUUAAAGGGACUUCGUGCCUGUUGAGCUUAGAAAUGUUCACUAAUAAUACGUGUGCGAUUAUUUCUUUCAGCUAAAACAUUUCAGUGCCUUUUUUUUUUUUAAAUAUCCAAGCUACCUUCCAGUACUGUUUUAACACGCCCUCGUUCACGUCCAUGGAGGUCGGAUUUAACAUUUUACCAAAUGAUUACCGAAUACUCUCACCGGCCACUUUAAGAGGAACAUGUUGUUGAUUCUAAGAUCCCUGUUCUUGGCUGCAGGAGCGGAACCCAGCGUGGGCUUCUGUUUUCUGUUGCACGCUGAGAUGCUAUUCUGCUCACCACGGUUGUAAAGAGUGAUCAUAUAAGUUACUACAAUUGUGGUCAGAAGUUUACAUACAGUGACGUGAAUGUCAUCUUGG